ACACAUUUGUUAUAUCUCAGGUAACCUACCUCUGCCAAACACGCCAUAAUCACAAUUAAAAAUACAAGAGGCAUAACCUUAAGCAACCGCAUACAGUCAAAUUGAACAUUCUCUUUCCUCCAUAAAAAUAAUCAAGCUCACUUAAUUAUUCCCACACAAUCACAAAAUGGCAUUAUGCUUGAAGCCACCAAGGCUACACCACAGCAACAAUAAUGAAGAUGACUCUGCAGUCUUCUUGGCGCCACCACCACCAAUAAAUCAAUUCAAAACUGCUUACAAACUUCACGUCAGAAACCUCUCCUAUACUCUGCACCAAAACAACACCACUUCCUUCUCAUUAUGUCAAAAGCCUAAGCCUGUGACAAUACUCAAGUCUGUGACUUUUGUUGCAAGGUGUUCGGAGAUAGUUGCGGUGGUGGGUCCCAGCGGGACAGGAAAGUCCACUCUUCUCCGGAUAAUCUCCGGGCGGGUGAAAGAAAAAGAUUUCGAUCCCAAGAGCAUAUCGAUCAAUGAGCAGCCAAUGACCAUGCCAGCACAAUUGAGGAAGCUUUGUGGAUUUGUGCCACAAGAGGACAACCUGCUUCCUCUUCUAAGCGUCAAAGAAACUCUUCUCUUCAGCGCCAAGUUCAGACUCAAGGAAAUGACACCAAAACAACGAGAAUUGCGUGUCGAAAGCUUGAUGCAAGACCUAGGCCUUUCCCACGUGGCAGAUACUUUCGUUGGAAAUGAAGACAACAGAGGUAUAUCAGGUGGCGAGAGGAAAAGAGUUUCGAUUGGGGUUGACAUGAUUCAUGACCCUCCAAUCCUGCUCUUAGAUGAACCAACAUCAGGCCUAGACAGUACUUCGGCAUUGCAAGUCAUCGAGCUUCUUUCUUCGUUGGUCAAAGCAAAGAAGAGGACAGUGGUUCUGUCAAUCCACCAACCCGGUUACAGAAUAUUGCGCUACAUUUCUAGGUUCUUGAUCCUCUCCAAUGGCUCAGUGGUUCACAACGGUACCCUAGAUUCCCUUGAGGAAGCCAUUACCAAAUUGGGCUUUCAGAUUCCCAUGCAACUCAAUGCUUUGGAAUUCUCCAUGGAAAUCAUACGCACCUUACAAGAUUAUUCCGGUUCCAAAACCACUGAGCUGGAAGAAAACGAGCCAUUAUUUCCAAACCCCAUGUACCCAGUGGAAGGAAACAGCGCUAUGAUGACAUUUUGUUAUGCAAACUUGGUUGAGAUAUGGUUCCUUUGCUCAAGAUUCUGGAAGAUUAUUUAUAGGACAAAGCAGUUAUUCUUGGCAAGAACAAUGCAAGCAUUGGUUGGUGGAUUUGGGUUAGGAAGUGUUUACAUAAAAAUAAGGAAGGAUGAAGGAGGAGUAGCAGAAAGGUUAGGGUUAUUUGCAUUUAGCCUUAGUUUUUUGCUGUCUUCAACGGUUGAAGCGCUUCCAAUAUACCUUCAAGAAAGGCGUGUUGUGAUGAAAGAAGCGUCAAGGGGAGCCUAUAGAAUCUCCAAUUACAUGAUAGCCAACACUUUUGUGUUCCUUCCUUUCUUGUUUCUAGUUUCCAUAUUAUUUGCAGUUCCGGUGUAUUGGCUCGUAGGACUCAACCCUUCAAUCAGCGCCUUCGGAUUCUUCGCUUUAGUCGUGUGGUUCAUCGUCCUCAUGGCCAGUUCUCUCGUGCUCUUCUUGAGCGCGGUGUCACCUGAUUUCAUAUCCGGCAACUCUCUGAUUUGCACAGUCCUGGGAGCUUUCUUCCUCUUCUCUGGAUACUUCAUUCCCAAGGAUAGCAUCCCAAAGUAUUGGCUUUUCAUGUAUUAUGUGUCACUCUAUAGGUACCCUUUGGAUGCACUCAUCACAAAUGAGUACUGGAAUAAGAGAAAUGAGUGCUUUUCAUUCUCAUCAUCUUCUUCUUAUUCCAAGUGCUUGACUACUGGCUUUGAUGUGUUGAAGAGUAGAGGGCUUGAAAAGGAUGAGAGGUGGAUGAACGUGGGAAUAAUGUUUGGAUUCUUUCUCUUUUAUCGUCUGCUUUGUUGGCUUAUACUUUCACGAAAGGCCUCCAAGUCAAUUAUAUGAGAGACACAACCUCAAAGCUCACAGAUACAUUAACAUUAACAUUAUUAUUCUUCAUUUUA
Molecule: messenger RNA, 2109 nt
Organism: Arachis duranensis
Lineage: Eukaryota; Viridiplantae; Streptophyta; Magnoliopsida; Fabales; Fabaceae
Product: ABC transporter G family member 23
Exons: 2
Coding region: 167-2050 (627 amino acids)
Cellular component (GO): membrane
Molecular function (GO): ATP hydrolysis activity; ATP binding; ABC-type transporter activity
Source: RefSeq, a predicted model, not a curated record